AUGGCCUCCAGCUCAAGCUCAAGCAAUCCCGCUCAAGCCGCACCCUCCCUCCCCUCUCCUACCAUCCUCCUCUUUGCUCGAGGAGUGGUCGCUCUGUUGGACCUCUGGCCAGCACUUACCAUAGCCGUAGCGGAACAAUGGGGUGGUGCCGAAUCAGCAGAGAAAAAAGUCUGGAUGGCCUCGGUUAUAGUCGAUGAGUUUGAGUCAAGAGCGGUGUUCCUCCCAUCAACAGCUGGCGCAGGCUCCGAUACCGCAACACCAGCGGCUCCAGUAGUGGAUCCACGAACGGCCGAUGAUCCCCCACUGGACUUGGACGAUUUGGGAGACUUGAUACACCAGAUGAUGUCUGAUGAAUUCGAUGCCAAUAUCGAGGACAACUCCAUCGACGCAGUGACAGCCGAUAUCCUGCGUCUGUGGAAAGAUUUGCUCUCACCUUCAACUAAUACUUCACCGGAAAACCUGGUAUCAGCUCUCGAGACCCGUGCGGGACAGGUGAAGCGAUCAGGCGUAAAUGCUUCGUCUGGCGGAGGACCUCAAGAGAUGAAUGGUGGAGAUGUACACGAUGACGAAGCUGGAGAUUGGACAGAUAGUGAUAAUAGUGAGGAUGAUGGGGAGGUACCUCAGUUGGUGCCUGUGAAACAGGAGAAGGAGAAAGUGGAGCCGGUCUUUGAUGAGGAUGGAUUCGAGUUGGUACAGAAAGGUCGGAGGCGGUGA
Messenger RNA from Kockovaella imperatae, 714 nucleotides. RefSeq names its product Pre-rRNA-processing protein TSR2-domain-containing protein. Gene Ontology annotation, cellular component: nucleus. Lineage: Eukaryota; Fungi; Basidiomycota; Tremellomycetes; Tremellales; Cuniculitremaceae. The transcript has a single exon. Gene Ontology annotation, biological process: maturation of SSU-rRNA from tricistronic rRNA transcript (SSU-rRNA, 5.8S rRNA, LSU-rRNA). The record is from RefSeq and is a predicted model, not a curated record. The coding region runs from base 1 to 714 and encodes 237 amino acids.